AUGACUAAAGGUAAAGCUUCUGAGAAAAUCGAUCAUGCCAAAGAGCUUAACGCUUACAAGAAGAAGCUAUAUGAAGAAGCUGAAAGGCUUGUAAUGGAAGAAUUCCCCAAGAGGGUCAUUCAGUUUGAUGCUAUGUUAAUGAGUCAUCGCUUCUCGUACGACAGAAUCCAUGAGAUUCUCCCAUCCGACGAUCUCAAUAUCCCUGUCCCAGUUGUUGAUGCUAAAGAGAACAUGCAGAGUGGAAAUGAAGUUCCAGCGAAGAAGAGAAAGCUGGACGAGAAAGAAGCCCAAGAAUUAGGAACACCAGUUUAUGGUUUUAUUAGAGGAACUGUUCCUUGUAACGAUAAACUCAUCGAACUCAUGGAUCAAGUUCGUCCGUUAUUGAGAGAAGCUGUUGAGAGUGUUAACAAGGUUAAAAUGUGGAUUACUUUCUUGAUCCCUCGUAUCGAAGACGGAAACAACUUCGGAGUUUCCAUCCAAGAAGAAGCUCUAGGAGAGGUUCGAAAUGUCGAGAGCGAAGCUGCUUCAUUCUUAGAUCAGAUGAGCAGAUACUUCACAAGCAGAGGAAAACUUAUCACAAAGGUUGCCAAAUAUCCUCAUGUCGACGAUUAUCGCAAAGGAAUCCUCGAUAUGGACGAGAAGCAAUUCAUCAACAUCAGAUUGGUUCUCAUUGAAAUGCGUAAUCAUUACUCCACCCUGCACGAUGUGAUUACCAAGAACUUGGAGAAAAUCAAGAAACCAAGAAACAGCAACGUAGACUUGUUGUACUAA
This is a messenger RNA of Auanema sp. JU1783, 771 nucleotides long. Lineage: Eukaryota; Metazoa; Nematoda; Chromadorea; Rhabditida; Rhabditidae. The record is from the annotation of a GenBank genome assembly.